This is a messenger RNA of Anoplophora glabripennis (Asian longhorned beetle), 1160 nucleotides long. RefSeq names its product protein RTF2 homolog. The coding region runs from base 144 to 1052 and encodes 302 amino acids. Gene Ontology annotation, cellular component: nucleus. The transcript has 2 exons. Gene Ontology annotation, biological process: site-specific DNA replication termination at RTS1 barrier; mitotic DNA replication termination. The record is from RefSeq and is a predicted model, not a curated record. NCBI's taxonomy places the organism in Eukaryota, Metazoa, Arthropoda, Insecta, Coleoptera, Cerambycidae.
UGUGCUGUUAGUGACAUUUUGUUCAUUUGUCAGAUACGUAUAAAUAAAUCAUUAAUUAAUUUGUUGUCAAGUACGUGUUUGAAAGGAAAGUUGUAUUAGUUUCUCAUCAGUAAUUUUACUUGUUAUAUCGUAGAAAUCCGAAAAUGGGUUGUGACGGGGGUACCAUUCCUAGAAGAGAUGAACUUGUAAGAGUGAAAAAGAAGCCAGAGACCAAAGAUAAAGACUCAGAACUUGGUUUUAAGUGGAGGUGUUGCUCAAUUACUCAAGAAAUCCUUCAAGAGCCUGUAGUUGCGUGCCAUCUGGGAAAACUAUAUAGUAAAAUGUCCUUGAUUGAGGCUCUUCUCGAUCGUAGCACUUUGUCUCCAGAAUUCAAACACAUAAAGAGUUUGAAAGAUGUGAAAGAUCUAAAAUUAACAAAAAAUCCGGAAUUUGGUAAAGACGAGAGUAGGAGAGCUGCACCUUAUAUUUGCCCAGUGUUAGGUUUGGAAAUCAAUGGUACAUUCAGAUUUGUUGCUCUUUGGUCAUGUGGAUGUGUUUUCUCUGAAAGAGCUUUAAAAGAAAUUGGUACAAAAAAUUGUCACAAGUGUACAAAACCUUUCGAGGAAGACGAUGUUGUUAUAAUCAAUGGAAAUGAACAAGAUUUAGAAGUUAUGAAAGCUCGAAUGGAAGUCAGGCAACAGAAAAAUAAGAAAAACAAGGAAAAAAAGGUUAAAGUCAAGACAGAAACAGAUGAAAGCAAUUUACCUACUAGUACAAACCUAGAAAAUGGUGAAAAUGUGUCAAAAACAUUGAAAAGGGCAGCAAACGGUUUGAAAUCUGAAGAAAAUUCAAAGAAACUAAAAACAGAGUCAACUUCUUUGUCUAAAAUUGGCAACAUUAUAGCUUCUGGAAAAGUUACUAAAGCUGAAGAAGUUAGAAAAAUGAAGUCUGAUUAUAGUGUUGCUAAGGAUAAAAAUGCUUCGGACGUUUAUAAGUCCCUGUUUACAAGUCACAAGUCUGAAAAGGAACAAAACAGAGCACACUGGGUCACAUAUAAUCCUUUUUAUAAUUAAUUGGUAAACAUACGUAAUUUUAUUGCCUAUUAUUUGUAAUGUUAUUCAUUUAUAUGUCUGUAUUAGAGAAACUAGGUCACAGCAAUUAAAAAUAAAACACUCAUAAAU